GUGAUUUCUGCCUCUACCUCUGCUACAUCUUUUUCUCUCUCAUUGUCUCACUUUCUCCCUCUUCUUCUCUAUAAAUUCACCUCUUUUUUCCUGCAUUUCUGUACUACUUCAGCUCUGUUUUGUUCAGCCUGUCAAAAUGACGCGCUUUAUGCUCUUUCUGUUUGCUUUCAUUUUGCUCUUAGCUGCACCUGCUUUUGCUGCCAAGUACUACGAAGGGUACUUGCAAAAUGGCAACUUUGAGGAGCCACCAAAGAAGACUGACCUUGACAAGACUGUGCUCAAGGGAAAAUACGCAUUACCCAAGUGGGAAAUCAGUGGCUUUGUUGAGUACAUCUCUGGUGGGCCGCAGCCGGGUGGGAUGUAUUUUCCCGUGGCUCAUGGAGUCCAUGCCGUGAGGCUUGGGAAUGAGGCAACAAUUUCUCAAACCAUAGCGGUGAAAAAAGGGUCUGUUUAUGCAUUGACAUUUGGUGCAUCAAGGACAUGUGCACAAGAUGAGGUGUUGAGACUCUCAGUGCCUCCUCAAUCUGGGGACCUGCCUUUGCAAACAUUGUAUGACAGUAAUGGUGGAGACGUUUAUGCUUGGGGAUUCAAAGCCAAUUCUACUUCUGUUAAAGUGAUUUUCCACAACCCUGGAGUCCAAGAGGAUCCUGCUUGUGGUCCACUUAUUGAUGCUGUUGCUAUUAAGGAGCUAUAUCCUCCAAUGCCCACCAGAGAUAAUUUGGUAAAGAACCCUGGCUUUGAAGAGGGUCCAUACCGGCUGGUGAACUCUACCAAUGGAGUCCUUCUUCCUCCCAGACAAAAGGAUCUCACAUCUCCACUCCCUGGCUGGAUCAUUGAGUCACUUAAAGCUGUCAAGUUCAUAGACUCAAAGCACUUCAAUGUACCCGCAGGAAAUUCUGCAGUUGAGCUUGUUGCUGGCAGAGAAAGUGCCAUUGCACAGAUUCUUAGAACAGUUCCCAACAAAGUCUACAAUCUAACAUUCGCAGUUGGAGAUGCCAAGAAUGGCUGCCAUGGAUCCAUGAUGGUUGAAGCGUUCGCUGCAAAAGACACCCUCAAAACUCCAUUCCAGUCACAAGGAAAAGGUCUGUUCAAGACAGUUGGUUUCAAGUUCAAAGCACUUGAACCCAGAACAAGAAUCACUUUCUUUAGCUCUUAUUACCACUCUAAGAUUAAUGACUUUGGAUCUCUUUGUGGCCCUGCCAUUGAUCAAGUUCGGGUCUACCCAGUUUCUCGAAGAUAAAUUUACCAUCACCAGAGCACUUUUUUAUUAUUGUUAAGUUAUAGAGAUUUUGCUACUAUGACUUGAUCGGACUUUUGUAUAUUUGGCUGUUAUCAGGCACAUGCUCUACGUUUAUUUUAGUCCAAAGUUUGGAAUCUUUUGUGUUUUCUAGUAGUAGAGUCGGUCGAAACAGGGCUACAUCAUACAUGGAUAAUGAUAGAAUGAGUGAGAUUGAAUUUUCUAUUACAAGGUCUGGUCAAUUUCAAAAUCUAAAUAAACUUCCCAAUGGCAAUGGAAGUUCAAUCAA
Mangifera indica (mango) is the source of this 1526-nucleotide messenger RNA. RefSeq lists its product as uncharacterized. Gene Ontology annotation, cellular component: cell wall; plasma membrane. The record is from RefSeq and is a predicted model, not a curated record. The transcript is spliced from 3 exons. NCBI's taxonomy places the organism in Eukaryota, Viridiplantae, Streptophyta, Magnoliopsida, Sapindales, Anacardiaceae. Bases 137 to 1240 code for a protein of 367 amino acids.